GGAUCCAGUCACAGGUUGGUUUUCACCCAGCGAGGAGCAACAUCGAGAGGUUCAAACUGGUCUACAAAGGGUCGAACAUGGCCGCAGGAAACAACCCCAGCUAAAGCAAAAUACAUCCAAAAGAGGAGUAAAUGCAAUAAGGAGAGCGUUAACCAGCAUCAUUUAGUGCAAUGGAUAAAGCACAGUUCACAGUUUGUGUUAACAACUGACACUGACUUGAAGAACCAGAACAAGACCUUUGGGAGCUUCAGGAAGAACUGUUAGAAGUGGUGAUCAUGUUCAGUGCCUAGACACAAACUCAAAGCAGUGGACAGCUGAGGACACAGCGGCAGCAUUCACCAUGAUCGACCUGAGUUUUCUGACGGAGGAGGAGCAGGAGACCAUCCUGGCUGUGCUGAAGAGAGAUGCUGAGCUGAAGAAGGCUGAGGAGCAGCGUGUUCAGAAGCUACAGAGGACUGUGAAUGACAAGAGCGUGCUGAGAUACAUGACUGGAGAAUGGUUCUACGAGACCAAGCAGCUGCGUCAUCAGGAUCGUAUCCAUGGCUCCGAGAUCAUCAGGGCCUCCAUGAGACACUCAUACAAACCACUGACUAUAUUGGAGCUCUCCCAGGUGUUGCCCGAGAAGCCCAGUUUUGUCAGCAGUGAAAACAAAGAAGUGUUCGUCCCACCUGUACUCUGUGGAGUCCUUCAGGAGCCUCACAUGCAGCUCAGCAAUCAAAGGUAUCAAAACCAGAAUCCAUAUGAAACACCACAGGAUACACCUCAACCAAUGUUACAGUCUCCCACAAAGCAAAGAAAAAACCCGUUCGACAGUGACACUGAGUUAUUGUACAGAGCAAUGGAUCAAACCCAAACACAGAAUGAGGAGCCUUUACCAUCAUCUGACAGCUGCAUUUCCUAUGUUAGUGACCUUAUUCAAGACCCUAAUGAUAGCCUGAUCGCCCAGAAUGCAUCAGUUCCUAUGCCAAUGCCCCAAAACAGAGAAGGCAGCACCAGUUCUCAAGACUGUUUUGUUGAGGAAGACAGGCCAGAAGGUCAGCUGACGAACUCUGCUGCUCCACGGAGCAUCCUCAAGCGCUUGUCCACUUCUAGCUCUACAGACUCCAUGUUCUCUCACCUGGACCUGCAGAGUCCAGUUAGCCUUGAUUCUCCCACUGACAGCUGGAUAGACAGGAAGCAGGUGAGGUUUAGCCCCAUGGUCAGCCAGACAGGAAAGGAGUGGCAAGAUGGGAGGGAGCUAGGAGAGCACAGUUUGCUGGAUGUUGACUCCCUCAAUCCCUUUGCUCCGGGAAAUAAUAGCUACCUUGAGAAUGCUGGCACUACCACUGUUGGCACACAAAGGCCUUCACUCUGUCAGAGUCAUGUGGAUUCACAGGAAGGUGAACUCAACUCCAAAAAUGAGGCAAACCUCCAAGAACAAGAAGGUGGCCAUCUCCAGGUGCUUGGUGAUGUCUCUGAGAAGUGUCAUUCAGAGUUCCUAAGCCCUGCAGUGCCUAGACUCGUUCCUGCUGAGCAAGAGUCAGGUAAGCCCGUUCACUUGGAGACAGAGCCUGCAGAGGAGCGUCACUCUCAGGCUGAGGCCACAGACUGGCCAGCUGGACACAACAUUCAUCACCAGGAGCUGCCUGAACAAAGACCUGACAUUUCUGUCAAGGCCACGUCAGGUAGCAAGCAGUCAGCUAAUGCCAGCUCAAAGAGUUCAUCUCAUGCUGUUUCACCAAAGCCUAGGCAAAGACUGCUUGGUAUUUUUAGAAGAGAGAAAGAAAAAACUGUUGAAGUACAGAAUCCACAAAAAGAAAAGGCGAAGAUACCUGAGCAAAAAGACCCAGGCUACACCUCGACUCUUUCUCAGGGUGCUGCAGAUAUGACCAUGGACAGGCCUGCAAGUGUCAGACCAGAAGCUAAACUCUCUGAGAUGACAGAGGUCAAAACACUACAACUAACAGCACUGCAGAACACCCCAUUUAAAGAAACAGUGGCCUCAGUAGAUGCAGAUACUCAGCAGGAAGCAACAGAAGGCAGAGUUGUUUCGCUUCCAGAAAGACUAUCCAACCUGAAAGCCUUCUGGGAGAGAGAAAACAGUGGUCCCAAAAUAAUAUUUACCAGAGAAGAGGCCAAACGCAAAGAUAUGGCCAAAACAGGAACAGAAGCUUCACAUGGCCGUCAGACUAGCUCUGAUAUGGAGAGCAUAAACAACAAUCUCUUAACUCAGAUGGAAAUGACAGCUGAGGAUACUGCUGGCAGGUCUCAGGAAAAUAUUUCAUCACCACAGACUGACUGUAGCCUCUCAGAUUUAUCUAAAGAAGAUGGCACAUAUAGGGCUAACCCAGUCCUCAUCUAUGACGAGACAGAUGACUCUUUAACAGAUUCAGUAACAGAGUCACAGAUUUCUGAGCCACAAGAAAACAUUAUCUCUCCUGUACCUUCCUCUGGAACCGUCAACACCCAGAAGCAAGAGAGGGAUAUACCAGUUCCCCCUCCCAGGCAGUCCUGUUCCAGUCCUCAAGAGGACAGGGCAGCCAAGAUCAGUGAGGUUAAGCAUUUCUGGGAGAAGGAAUAUGCAGGACCCAGGGUUAUCGCUGCAAGAGUCAAGGAAGCCUCACACAGUUCAGUACUCAGUAACAAAGUUUCCCCACAGUCUGAUGUGAAAGAGACCUCAGAUAACAGAGAGAAGUUGGAGGGAGAGGCACAAACAUCUCCAUACAGAACCAAGUCUAAUUUCUCAAAAUCACUGAAAGUGACAGACAAGGGUUUUGUCAGUCCAGAAAGGUCACAGCUGAGGAGUUCUGGUAGUGCUGGGGACAUACAGUCAACAUGUCACCAAUACCAAGUCAAAGCUGAUACAGAGUAUCAAGAGAGGCCUCUCAGUCCUAGUAAAUCCCCGACUCCACGAUCAAAAGACCAGGACGAUGAAGUCAGGAGGAGUCCUUCUAAGACCAUCCAUCCAAGGGUUCUACCUCGAGAAUCCUCCAGUCCUAAGAGAUCCACGCUUGAAGGCUCCCCCUUGAAAACCUUUCCAAUAGACAUUGACCCCCAAACUAAGGUUGUCGAAGAGCAACAAUGGAAGCCAAUACCAGUUCCAAGACAAAAGAAGAGUCCCUCACAUGAAGCAAAGCAGAAAGUGCUGAUAGACACCAAAACAGACAUCAUGUCUCGUCCUCUCCCCCCUCAUCCAGAAGACAGAAGGGCUUCUUUAGGCAAUUCAAAUACACAACAAAUUAGUUCAAGCUCCUCUACUUCACCACAGUCCAAAAAAGCUUCAGAGAAAAAGGUGGAGCCGUUUACACAGCUUGCCAGAUCUUUUAUCCCACAGGAUUAUCAACACUACCUCGGGCCACAGGAGAAGGCCCACGUCCCUCCCUUUUACCAAGAGAGAGUUGCUGCUGCAGAGAGUGAUACAGUGCGCACACCGCAAAAUACCCUCAAAGGGUUUGUGGGGAACCAGAAUGACAGUCUUACUGAGGGAAGUCCUCCUGGGGUCAGUCCUUGGUUUGUACAAAAAAAAGAUGGAAACUCCAGCCAAAAGACAACGACCAGGGCCUGGUCUCUGUCUCGGGCAAGUUCAGGCAGUCAUGAUGACAGUUCAAGUCCCGUCAUGUCAGCCCUUAAACGGCUAUCCUCGAGGCGCGUGUCCUCAUCCAAAAGUCUGGAAAACCUCACCUCAAAGACAAGAGAGGAGAGCAGCCAAAAUAACUCCAGAGAAGAAAUGAAUCAAAGUGUGGAGGACGUUUCUUCACCAUCAGCCAACUCAAAGCAGAUGAAAGCCAGCGUGUCAGUAAAUGUUCUUCACCAGGAUGAGACAGACAGUGACAGCACUUUUGAGACCAACUUGGGCUGGAGAAGAAACACGGGCAGCUCCAUGUCAAACUUAAGCCUCUCCUCGGGAAUGGCCUCCAUGUCAUCUGUCAGCGGCAGCAUGAGCAGCAUUUACCCUGCAGACUUUGGGGACAUUGAAGUCCAGGGAAGUAUCCAGUUUGCUGUCAACUACAUCCAGAAGCUUGGAGAGUUUCACAUAUUCGUGGUGCACUGCAGGGACCUGGCCGUGGCCGACACGAAGAAGAACUACUCUGACCCGUAUGUGAAAUGUUAUGUUGUUCCUGACAAAACAAAGUUGGGAAAGAGAAAAACCACUGUAAAAAAGAAGACUUUAAAUCCCAACUACAAUGAAAUCCUCAGGUUUAAAAUCAUGAUUGAAGUGUUGAAAACUCAGAAUCUGAAUAUCUCGGUGUGGCACCACAACACUUUUGGGCGGAACAGUUUCCUGGGUGAGGUGGACCUGGAUUUGUCGGAGUGGGACUUCAGCAACACAAGCAUAAAUGAAUACGCUCUAAAAUCCAGGGUUUCAGCACAAAGUCCAACAGCAUCUCCGUCACGUAUGAUGGACAGCAGAGGACAGAUGAGAGUUGCCCUGAGGUUCCUGCCGCAGACGUCUCACAGUAACAGAACAUCUAGGAUGGAGACUGGUGAAGUGCAAAUAUGGGUGAAAGACUGCAAGAGUCUUCCUCCAGUCAGAGGAGUUAUUAUCGACCCGUUUGUGAAAUGCACCGUACUUCCUGACACGAGCCGGAAAAGCCGACAGAAGACGCGGGUGGUGAAGAGGACGGCCAACCCGAUGUUCAACCACACCAUGGUGUAUGACGGCUUCCGAUCAGAGGACCUCAGAGAGGCCUGUGUGGAGAUCACAGUGUGGGAUCACGACCGCCUGAACAACCACUUCAUUGGCGGUCUGAGGCUUGGCUUAGGGACAGGGAAGAGUUAUGGGGUGGAAGUGGACUGGAUGGAUUCAACGACAGAUGAAGCAAAAUUGUGGCAGAGGAUGUUACAGUCUGAUGGUGACUGGGUGGAGGAUGUUUUACCUCUGAGAAUGUUUGUAAUGGCUAAAAGCAUGUCAAAGUGAGAGUGUAUGAAAUGUGUUGAUAAGUAUGUGGAAAUGUCCUGGGAGCGCACUGCAUAUACAUUUGGAUGAAUCUACAAACUACACUAUGAGUGGGAGCGGCAGCCUUGAUGAUCAAAGUGCACGUAUCUGUAUAACUGAUGAUCAUUGUAUAAUGAAUAAAUAUACAAGGUAUUUUAGUUUGUAUAACUCAAACCACAUGUUAAAUUUGUCAUCUGAAAAAGUUAAUUAUUUAUUAAAAUAUAUAUACAAAAUAGGGCAGAGGAUACAAUCUAAGUUACAAAACACAAAUCUGAGCACUUAUAAUUUGUAUAUAGUCCUUUUGUUCUUAAUGUGAUUACUGCAUCAAGCAAUUCUGUCUUUAAUAAACAGCAUAUUAAUGUGA
Molecule: messenger RNA, 5279 nt
Organism: Epinephelus moara (kelp grouper)
Lineage: Eukaryota; Metazoa; Chordata; Actinopteri; Perciformes; Serranidae
Gene: sytl2a
Product: synaptotagmin-like 2a
Exons: 19
Coding region: 341-4897 (1518 amino acids)
Biological process (GO): exocytosis; intracellular protein transport
Cellular component (GO): plasma membrane; exocytic vesicle
Molecular function (GO): small GTPase binding; neurexin family protein binding
Source: RefSeq, a predicted model, not a curated record